Messenger RNA from Calidris pugnax (ruff), 3413 nucleotides. RefSeq names its product sodium channel, voltage gated, type II beta subunit (gene SCN2B). Lineage: Eukaryota; Metazoa; Chordata; Aves; Charadriiformes; Scolopacidae. Gene Ontology annotation, cellular component: membrane. Bases 712 to 1272 code for a protein of 186 amino acids. The record is from RefSeq and is a predicted model, not a curated record. The transcript is spliced from 4 exons.
UGGAGGAGAGAGAAAACCCCAGCAGGUCUGCUCCCGAGGCUGCCUGUCAUUUUGCCUCCCGGGCGCAGGGGGUAGCGUGACAGAGCGUUUGGGAGUGUGCGCAGCGCCCAAGGACACAGUUUGGACAGAGGGUCCCAGGGAUUUUAGCCCUUUCUUUCCCCACCUCUGUUGUCCCCCAAGUGCUGGGUGCCUGGGACAGUGGCAGAGUUUGGACCAGCGCACAUAGGUGACACAUGCCUAUGGCAUCCUGGCUGCCUGCAGCACGGCCUGCCGGCAAAGCCCUGGCCAGGGCUGCCCCGUCACUGCAGAGCCUGGGAGGGCUCCUGGUGGCCUCUCAGCCCUUUGCAGAGCCCUGGGCUGCCCCAAGGAUGUGGCACGAGCCAUGCCACCCCACCACAGGCACAGUGCAGUGGGGCUGGAUGGAGGGUGCCAAGGCUGCCAUACCCAGAGGGCACCCCUCUGCCCCCAGAGAGAUGGCUUCAGGGUGCUGCCGGUUUGCACCUUGCAGCAAGACCUGCAGUUUGGAAAAGGCUCUUUUCCCUGGCUGCAGAGCCUGGCCCCUUUCCUGCCCUGCUUGCAGACGCAGCGGAUUAGCCAGCGGAGCAGCCAUGCACCCAGCUUGGCCACAGGGCUGGAGUCAGGAGCACCUCGGGAAGAGGAUUUGGGAGCAAAGAGCAGCAGCCAGAGGGGAGAGCACCCACAGGGUUGGGCAUGGAGGUCAUGGCUCCCGCCACCAUCAACGCCUUGAAUGGCUCCUCCGUGAAGCUCUCCUGCACCUUCAACUCCUGCUACAAAGUGGAGAACAAGCAGUUCUCCCUCAACUGGACCUACCAGGAGUGUGGGAACUGCUCUGAGGAGUUGUUCCUGCAGUUCCGGACGAAGAUCAUGAACAAGCAGCUGGACCGCUUUGGGAACCGGGUGGAGUUCACCGGGAACCCCACCAAGUACGACGUGUCCUUCACCCUCAAAAACGUGCAGCUGGAGGACGAGGGCACCUACAACUGCUAUGUCCUGAACCCCCCCGACCGGCAUCGGGGCCAUGCCAGCAUCAGCCUGAAGGUGCUCACAAAAGAGCCCCCGAAGCACGACUCGACGGUGGCCGUCAUCGUGGGCGCCUCCGUAGGCGGCUUCUUGGCUGUGGUGAUCCUGGUGCUGAUGGUGGUGAAAUGCGUGCGCCGGAAAAAGCAGCAGAGGCUGAACACGGACGACCAGAAGACGGAGGAGGAAGGGAAGACAGAUGGCGAAGGCAACCCAGAUGAGGGCACCAAGUAACGCCCCCCCUGCCCGCCCCUCCCUCUGCACCCCUGUACAGUGUGACCCCCCCCUUGAUGUGCUUCCCAGAGCAAGGAUUUCUGUCUCCCCAGAGCAUCCCUCCUUCCAUCUAGAUUCCCCACCCCAGCCUGGAGCAGGGCGCGGAGAGAAGGUCCCCGGAGCCUGGCCGCAGCGGGCAGGGCUGGGGAGGGCGGCUGAAGCGCAUCGAGGCUGCCCCCGAGGCUGAGCUGGGGCCGGCUUGUCCCCUGCUCCGAGUGCCCCAGCACCGCGUGGGAAGGUUUUGGGGACAGGGUGGCGUGGGAGAGGGGGAAGAGCAGGGUCCCCAAGCAGGGGGUGCCAGGAGGGGCAGAGGGGGCUGGGCAGCCCCAUGCCCAGAUGUCUGCGCCCUGUCCCUCUAGAAAAAGAGAGCGGGGGCCAGCAGUCACCUGCCCUCGGGGCCACAUCUUGCCCCUGAGGCACUGCUGCUGUGCCUGGGGCACGGGCACCGGUGUCCCCGUCCCCAAGGGAUCCCCAAUAGCUGCCUGUCUCCUCCUUGCAAGUCCUGUGUGCCGGCGCCGAGGGUGCUGCGACAAGAAGCUCGUGCUCCUCGGGGACUCUCCCAGCCUGCUUGGAAGCCGAGGGCUGGGUAACGACCGUGAGCCCACGCGCUGUCUCUGAGCUCUGCUGGGUUUUGGAGCCGCUAAUGGCUCCUGGUGUGUAACGGAUGUACCCUUCUGCCUCUCAGGCUAUUUUUGAGCCUGAGCGUCUCAGCCAAAGGUGCUGGGCUGACUUUUUUUGCGCUCGUUUCCUUCUUGGGGAGGGUAAUUCUAAUGGAGAAUGUUCUGCUGAUGUGCCAAACCGCGGUGGCGGGGAGCGGCGGGGUACGGCUGCUAGGGAUGAAGAGCUGCUGGGAGUUUUUUGGGUGCUUGCUGGGAAGGACUGGGCACAGCCACGGGCCCAGAGGCAGGGCAGCUCUGGAACCCCCCCGAGCAACCCCGUGAUGCUGAAACUGCCUCCUCCAGCCUCGCUGCAGGGCCCUGCACAAUCCGUAACUGCCACGGCAAUGCACUGCCAGCCCAGCUGCAGGCCCCGCAGUGCCGGCUGCCGCCUGCCCCAGCCCCCUCCAUGGUCCAGCGCCUGCCCUGCCUGCGGCAGCUCCCCCCGUGCACCCCGGGAGCUGCCCUGCAUCCCCCGCAGCUCGUUAUGAGCAGUGGCCAGGGCAGCUCCAGGGGUGCGAGGGCAGGCGUGAGAAAGCGGUGAUGCUGGCUGGUCCCAGCCCACUGUGGUGCAGGGGGGUGCAGCGAGCCCCAGGGCUAGCACCCCAGGGUUCCUGCCUGCCCUGGGCUCGCUGAAGUGUGUGGGGAGCUCGCCCUGGGGCCUCUUGCGGGUCAGCUGGGGAUAAUGACCCAGGGAAGCAUCCCCUGCCCCACCAUGCCCAGGGUUUUCUUCUCCUGGGGCAGGAGAGGGGCAGUGCACAGACCCCCGGGGGACACUGCCCGGUGAUGACGGAGGUCCCCCAUUGCCCAUGGGGAACACUGCCAGGGGAGAAGGGAGACCUUCGCUGUGCUACCCACUGCCCUGUGCUGCCAUGUCCCUCCGUGAGUGCCAUCCUAACAGCACCACCAGUCCCCGGGGAUGAAGGGACGGCUGUGUGCUCCCUGCUCUGCCCCCAUCGCUUUCCACCCCCAGCCCCUCCUGCCCUCUCCACUCCGCUCAUCCGCCAGCAGGAAUGCGCCGUGUCUUGUCCACUGUGCCUUUCCCCCUCUCCCGUGGGCUCUCCUGCCCCGGGAGGCUGGGCUGAGGCUGCCUGCCCCCCGCGCACCCCCUCGCCAGAUGGCUUUCCCGGUUCCGUGCCAGCGGGGAGCUGGCUGCGAGGCUGGUUCCCCGGGGCUGGGCUGUGAGCGGCUCCACGCGGGACUGAGCUGGCAACUUUGCGGCCAAAGGGCCUCUGACUGUUGCACAUGGACCAGUCUUGCAUCUGCCUUUCAUUUCUUUCGUGCACUAUCCUUGGAUUGCAACUUGCCAAUGCAUUUGUAUGUACAUAGCUGUACACAACAGAGAGAAUCUCUACAAAUAUAUAUAUAUACACACACAGGAGGCGCUGUUAUCCGUCAUGACUAUAGUUUUGGGGUUGCGCCUUCUGAUGGGUUUGUUUUGCCAAA